Molecule: messenger RNA, 704 nt
Organism: Eutrema salsugineum
Lineage: Eukaryota; Viridiplantae; Streptophyta; Magnoliopsida; Brassicales; Brassicaceae
Product: mitochondrial import inner membrane translocase subunit TIM14-3
Exons: 3
Coding region: 191-529 (112 amino acids)
Biological process (GO): protein import into mitochondrial matrix
Cellular component (GO): PAM complex, Tim23 associated import motor
Molecular function (GO): ATPase activator activity
Source: RefSeq, a predicted model, not a curated record
AUAACCGACCACUUGCCCACGCAAAAUAUAAAAAUAAAAAGACGCAGAGUUUUUAAUCACCCUUUAUUUCCUCUUCAAGAACCCUAAACCCAUCCGCAUCCCCAAUUCGAUAAUUGAAGAAAAUAACAUUUGUUUGAUCCGAUUGAAAUUUCUCUGCGCAAAAAUUAUUUCUCGCAAAUCUACGUGAACAAUGGCUACACCAAUGGUUGCAGGUGCUGCUGUAGCGGCAGCUGCUAUAGCUGGUAGAUAUGGUAUAUUGGCUUGGCAAGCCUUCAAGGCAAGACCACGCAUGCCUAGAAUGCGCAAGUUUUAUGAAGGUGGUUUCCAAGGUUCAAUGACACGGCGAGAAGCUGCUCUCAUUCUUGGAGUCAGGGAGAGUGUUGUGGCAGAGAAGGUGAAGGAAGCUCACCGGAGGGUGAUGGUUGCAAACCACCCGGACGCUGGAGGCAGCCACUAUCUUGCGUCUAAGAUCAAUGAAGCCAAAGAUAUGAUGCUUGGCAAAUCUAAUAACUCCGGUUCUGCAUUUUGAUUGUCAUGAUGAGCUUGAUAAACGUAACCCAACGGAACUCUGUAUUUUUUAUUUGAAUUUGUCUUGAAUGUUGCCACCAUUUCAUGAUGUAUAUCAUUACGAUUCCAAAGAAACAUUGAUCAAACAACUCUUUCUUCUCUAUUUUUGCCAAGCAGAUAACUUUUCUGCAUGUAAA